Varroa destructor (honeybee mite) is the source of this 9117-nucleotide messenger RNA. It is a transcript of the gene Fhos, whose product is annotated as Formin homology 2 domain containing. NCBI's taxonomy places the organism in Eukaryota, Metazoa, Arthropoda, Arachnida, Mesostigmata, Varroidae. Gene Ontology annotation, biological process: cortical actin cytoskeleton organization. The record is from RefSeq and is a predicted model, not a curated record. Gene Ontology annotation, molecular function: actin filament binding. Gene Ontology annotation, cellular component: cytoplasm; cytoskeleton.
UUCCGCUAACAUCUUUACAUGUGACGGCGUAUUUCUUGAAAGCUGAACUGAAUGUAACUGCAAAGUCAGUAUUAGCGAUGAGAUUUGCUUGUUGCAGGCUCGUAGAACCACUGAUGCUAAGCUGUUAGGCAAAAAGGCAACGCUACUUAAGCAAGAAGAGAUCCUCUGAUCGGACCAGCCCUUCGUUUCCUAGGGCGGGCCAUCCGCCUGGACCUAGCAGCCCUCUCUGCGACAGGACCAAGCUCAAACCGACACCGGAACCCAGCAUUGUUCGGCUUUGCCGGUCAGCAUGUGUUGUCAAAAUUAGCCGCGUACAUAUGUUUUGAAUUAGUUCUGUCCGACUAGAAAAACAAAAAAACCAAGAAGAUAUCGAAGAAAAAAGAAAAUUUUACACAGUUUAUAUUUUAACUUAAAUUGCCCAGUUGUCGACCACUAUGCUCGUCAGAUUAUGCUAUAGUCGUAUAUUUGUUGUUGUUUGAUUUCAAGUUCCGUGAGCCCGAUAAUAUGUAUGUUGCCUAAGUGAUCGGUGGAUAUCCAACUCAAUACAGUGACUAAUCUGUCGUCUUCAUCUGAACUUCGCGAGUGUUCAUCAGAAACAGUAAACAUGUCGAAUCGAUACGGAGGUUAUUACUCCCCGUAUCGGCGUACUACUUCACCCUCAUUUAGCUCACAGUUCAACAGCUUGAGCUUUGGUAGCCCCAGUAGUUACCGGCCUAGUGCUGCGUUGGCUUCACCCACUUCUUCAAUUGCUAACAAAUAUCAGAGUGCUGUGAACGCAUCAAAAAAUACGGGAUCAACUUCAGGAUACGAUUACAGGAAGCCAGCUACCCCUGGUUACACAUCAGACCAUAGCAAAUCGAGCAAUGUGUCGGACACGGUUCACGCAUCAGGUCAUACUUCUGAUAAUAAGAAAUCAUUUAUGCCGAAAGCAAACGGUGGAUAUGCGUCCGACGCUAGCAGAAGCGGAUAUGCUUCAGAUGCUAAAGGAUCACAUAACAAUGAUUAUGGACGGAUCCAGAACGGCAGUUACGAUCGGUCGCCUUCAUGCUCACGAUCGGUGUAUAACUCGUAUAAACCGCCAAUUGGAGACAAAUGCACCUCUCCAUAUAGCUCGAAAACAAAUCUUACACGACCAGAUCCAGUGUCUUCGCAAAGAGAUAAGUCACCAAAUCGUGGUGGAUACCAGAGGCAAGCGUCGUUUUCUCAAAGGCAAUGUCAACGCCAAGACAGCGGCGGAUCGCGAGAGCAGAAGACUGCGAAUUUCGGAAGCAGGACAAACCUCCAAAAACAAGAUUCUAACGGCGAACAAUCCCGAUAUGAUAACCCGAAGGAUUACCAGAGCGCUUAUUUUGGGAAUCGUCCGCCUCUACAGCGACAGGGUUCCGUAGGAGAACGGGCUAUCCUGGUGGGUACUCCUGCACAGUCUUUCCCUCAGAGACAAGACUCUGCUUUGGGAAAAUAUAAUCAGAAGAACGAAAGGAUCACUGGUUAUGGGUUUCCCCGACGAGGUAAAUCUCUGAAUGGUUCAGAGCGCUCAGAAAUUAGUUUACCCUCGCCGUUUAAUCGAGACUAUAAAAGUGCACUUUCUUCAAGCGAUGUGCCACCUCGACGAGGUAAUACAGUAAAUUGUUCUGGUGGAUACCAAUCAGACAGGUCUAUAGGUGCCUCCCAAAGCCGUUCUCCUUCGCCAUUUGCACGGCAAAGUUCUUGCGAGGCAUCUCGACUUGGGAGCGAGCUCAGUUCUGUGACGCAGGCUAUUCAGCAGUUUAGUCUAGCCCCAAAACCCACUCUACCUCCAUCGUGGCGGCCAAGUACAACCUUCCAACCUUUUGAAACACCGUAUCGUCGAAUUUACUACGUUCCGCCAAACUGGUCACCUUACAACGGUUUAUCAAGAGUAUCGUCAUACAAAACACCUGAACCAAAGCCUAAUCUAGCACCUGCUGACUUCUCUAAUUCUGAGUCCGAGGAGUCCGAUAGUGAUGAUGAAGAGAAAAUCGAGUAUUUAGUUUGCCGGUCAACUUCGCCGUCAACCACGAAUCGGCCGGAAGAUGAGAAUAUGAUUUCUUCAAUAGGCAGACUUCAGAAGCCAGCAAAGAAACGUUUCCCGGUGGGCAAACUUUGUGCAUCUGUGCAGGUCGAAUCGCAGGAUAUCAAAAAGGCGUUUGCCCCCAAUUUAAAGAUUCAAUUCCCGGAGAAAACCACUCAGUCGAAAGCGUCUCCGACUGAUACGGUUCCGGCUUACGCCUACUACGGAAAGUUUUCUACAGCAACAACACCUUCCGCUGCGAGCAUAACAGCCAAUAAUAAACUUUCUCGACCUAUCCCUGGCCAAUCACCUCAAAGCUCACCUACGUCACCGAAGAAAAUUACCGAACCCCAAUGGCCACCUCAGACCGCGAUUUCCAGAAAGUCAGCUUCUCCUGACGCAAACUCCGAGGGCAAACGACCCUCUCGGGAGAUAAGGUCUCGCAAAAACAAAGACGAAAUCCGCGAAAACCGAAAAAGUUAUGAGGACUCUAACGAGGGUCGAAAGAGCAGGGAAGAUACACGGGAAAACCAGAAAAGCAAAGAGCACGUUUACGAAACCGCCACAAACGAAACUAUAGAAUAUGAAAAGCAACAACUAGCUAAUACUAAUAAAGACUUUAGAAAGUCCGUUUUAAAUAUGAAUCUUACUGAGAAAGAACGAGAAGAAUAUUUGAAAAUGCAAAAGGCAAAGCGAAAAGCCCUACGUCGCGCUGGAAAACCGAUGGAAAAGGAGUCUGACACAGAGAUUCUUCAAUCGUCAACUGAGGAUUCCGAAUGUGAAGGCUCGUCUCGUCGCGAAGUCUUUAAAAGCCACUCACAGCGAAGCAUCCAUAAGCACGACGUGAAACGGACCUCAUCAUCUUCUUGUUUGAAGGGCGAUUCAGAAAGUUCGUCAAACGAGGAGGAAGAAGAUCACUCCCAAGUCAGAAGAGCAUUCCGCCGAAAGCGAUUUUCACGAGGCAACACACUAGAAGACCGAGCACCAUCCCCGCAGGAACUGCAAAGUGUUGAUAGGCUGCAAGAACUUGGCGAUUCCCUCAAAGAAAAAGCGCCUUUGGCCCGAGCUGAAGAUGACACCGAAUGUGAAGAAGAGCUCCAGGGCGAUUUUGAAAUGGUCGACGAAGCGAUUAUCAGGACACCUUCAACGCCAAAAACUCAGCAGGAAGAACAGGAAAAGGCUUCAAGCACAUCCGAGUCAGGUUCUUACGGUAUCGAAAAGAGUGCGACAGUUGUUUUCAAAGGUUCAAAUGAUACUCAGGCAACUACAGAUCAUAAUACAAUCUCGCGGCCAGCAUUUAUUAAAAUUCCUUCGCUGAACAGGCCGCAGGAUGUUGUGUAUUCACUUAAAAAGUCUGAAAGUUCACCACGAGUUGAGGACAGGGAAUUUGUUGGUUCGGUUGAAUUGACAGUCCCAUUGCUAAUACAAAAAUCACAUUCUGCAGAAACCGUCACGAAUAAUGCUAGACAAACUGACAUCCAGAGGUCAAGUUCAAGUCAAGCUCAACUACAUCCAGAUUUUGCUCAGGAGCCACCAGGGCUCGCAAGAUCGUCCGAGAUAAUCAACACAACAAAGCUAAAAGAAAACGAUUUGAAGGUUCAGAAAUUCAAGUACCAGUCCAAGCCACUUUAUAACAGAACUCCAAGUUCAGGUACAGGCAUAGUUAGUUCAGACCGCUCGGACCCCUGCAAUAACAAAGUUGAAAAACCGAAAAUCACUCUUUGGCAGGAAUCUGAGCCUGUCCCAUUCUUGCUACGGACGCCUCGACCCUACAAGUCGAUAUAUAAAAGGCAGAGUGCUACUGAUACUGAGUCCGAAGUUUACGAGAACAUUCAAUUUAAUCACGCGCUUUUACCAAAAAAGCCAGCUCAAAUCUUGCGCCUUCAACAAGAAGGUGAUGUCAGUUCUAGUGACUAUGAGGUGGUUGGAAUACCAGCUCGUCGAAAAGAGCUCGUUAAGCGCCGUUCGAGAGAAGGUAACGAUGAAUCGAGGCCCAAAGGAACAUCACCCUUUAGCGAGCACAAAAGUCGCCCCAACAGUAUAGUUCAACAAGACAACCAGAGCUCACAGCCAACUAUUUCCAAAACGGAGGCGGACCUCCUUCAGUAUCUGGAACAGCAGAAAGAGCAAAUGCGGCGCAAGGCUGAAGAGCAUCAUAGGCAUCCAUCGCAAAAGCAGCGUCCAAGAUCUGAGGAUGUAGCAAAGGCUAGUAAGGCGGUCAUGUCAAAUCCGCCUCAAAUAGAGAUCGACAAAGAGGGGAAUGCUCCAUUUCAACAGUCUCAAAGAUCGAGCUCGUUCCGUAGCGAUCGCUCUUCGUCAGAAUCCCGGCCCUGUUGGGUAAUUCACCAGGAGGUUCAGGGAAUGGCUUCUUCAAUUCCUCAAACGGCACGCACUGGCUCGCCGAACGAACAAUCAAUAACAUCUGGUCCAUUUAAGCAGAAUGACGUUCAAAGAUUCAACGUAGCGCUCUCUGCUGACACUUCAGUCGCACAUGCGUCGCUACAGACAAAUCAGCAGAAGCACCAGAAAAGCAACCAAACUCCACGCGCACCAAGACGCCAAGAUGCUUCAGUGCGCAAAGGCAAAAGCCAGUUUAUUGGUACCUUCAAAGAUAUCGAUUCAUUCUUGGAGUUCUGCGACAGUGACAGUUUCGACGCAAUGGAAACUAAGUUCGACAACGAAACACUCCAGAAUGUCGAAUCGCUAUCGCAGAUCAAGAAGUCGUCCUCAAGACCGCAGAUAAAUAGACCCAGCAGCUUCAUUGGCAACCUGGUAGAUAUCGAUGACAUUCUUGGUCCUGAGAGCCCCUCUAUGUGUCCGUUUGAAAAGGGACAAGAUGCAAUGUCGUUCUUCAAAAUUGAAGCGUCACAGGUCAAAGUCCAUGGACCUAAAGACUCAAUGAAAUCUGAGCUCUUACCAAAAAUCGAGGAAUACGAUAGUAGUGCGAUUCGCAUUCGUGAAGUGCCGAAGGGACAGGGCAUCGUCAGUAAGGUGGAUGAUAGUUGUCUACAAUUGUACCGUCAUUCGGAAGAAGCAGGAACGUAUUUAGAUUUGGACUCGUCAAUCGAACAACAGAGAGACGAGUUCGCAGCCUUCGAAAGAGAAGAUGCGUCGAUAGUUCUUAGAAGCCAGCUGCCCGUUCGUGUUCAUGCCAUCAUAGAGAAACUGAUGAAUUCAAAUGGUCGUGACCUACGGCGCGCGCUGUUUGCCCUGAAGCAAGUGUUCCAGGAUGAUAAGGACCUGGUGCACGCGUUUGUUGAAAACCGAGGACUGGACGUUCUCGUUAAGAUUGGCCAGAAUUCUGACCACAAUUAUCAGAACUAUAUCCUUAGAGCUCUGGGGCAAAUAAUGCUUUACGUGGAUGGUAUGCACGGAGUAAUUAGGCAUAACCAGACAAUUCAAUGGCUUUAUCUUCUGACCCAGUCGAAUUAUCGAUUGGUUGUGAAAGCUGCCCUCAAACUCCUUCUUGUUUUCUUCGAAUAUACAGAUACCAACUGUUUACAGCUGUUGCGUGCGAUGUACCGCGUGCAGCAGACGCAUGGCCUAAAACCCUGGGCAAGUGUGAUGAAGAUCCUUUCGCAAAGGGAUAACGCCGAUAUGGAGCUGCUUAUCUUCGCAAUGUCUCUCAUUAAUAAGACCUUGGACGGCGUUCCUGACCAGGACACCUAUUACGAUAUAGUAGAUUCUCUCGAAGAAAUGGGAAUGGAGCGCGUUGUGCAAUUCUACUUGUCAAAACAGGGUGUUGACAACGAGCUUUUACAGCAGCUGCAACUUUACGAAAACAUUCUGAGACUAGAAGAUGGAAUCACGACACCUAACACAAAGGUUCCGGCCUGCGUCAGAAACCGUAAGCAGAACCCCUCUCGAAAGAGCCGUCGACACAAUCCGAACGAUGGCCCUCCUACAAAAGUUAAGCCUUCCCCCCUCCUUCAAAAUCUCAUACGGUCGGUAGAAGAUACGGCGUUCACUGAUAAUGAUCUGACACCAGCAAUGAGACGUUGGAAGGAUGAUCAUAAGAUGCGAGACUAUCUCCGGGAUGAAAACGAUGAACCAAUGGACAUAUGCGAACAGGGAGCGCAACCGUCAGCGAACGUUCGCCAGUUUAAGAAUAUUUUUGAACAAACGAUUCAGGAGCAGGAAGCCGGCGAUGCGCCCCUUAGACAAGAGGUUCCUCGGCGACAAUUAAUUGAUCUUUCAGCACUUCAUCACGCGCAAGAGAACAUCCCCAAAAUACCCGAACAUCAAGCCAGAAACCUUGCUUCAGCUGGAUAUCAACAGCAACAGCAAGCGCUUGCAGAGAAGCUAUCCAGCUACCCGCCGAUGCGACCACCAACAUCGCUUGAUGCGCCCGUUAUCCCUUCCCGUCAGCCUCCGUACGCAGCUUCUCAGCCAAGCUUCAGACAACGGCCUCCUCCUAUUAGCCUAGGAAAAGUUCCACCACCCAAUCGUAACCAGUUCUCUAAUAACCUACAGAAGUUUAACUGCUUUGAAAAAGACAGCAUUCUGCAGGAUAUGCUCUGGAAAUCCGGAAGCCCGGUGCAAUGGCAAGACUUCAUCAAGUCCGUCAGGAGGCCUCUAUUUAUUAAUGACUUCGACUUCACAGACCUCAGCGAAGACGAUGACGUAACAGUGCUUAACGAGGACGGGGUUCCCUUCGCUGUAAGUGGAUCCACUCCACCUCCUCCACCGCCGAUGGAAGGUUUGGACGGGCCACCGCCACCACCAUUUGGCGUUGGUUUUGGCGGACCUCCUCCCCCGCCACCACCACCCGGAGCUCCUCCGACUUUUCCUCCACCGUUUGGCGCACGAGCACCUUCACAGGCUCUAUUCGAAGCGCCUCCAUUCGGAGCCACGGGGCCCCGUAAAACUACCCCGCCUUUUCUUCAACAAAAGCAACACUCCUCAAGCCAACUUCCAUGGGCUUCUAGCAAGAAUGAACCCGGCGCACAGCCAACAAUCCAGAAGAGUAAAAAAACAGUUAAGCUCUUCUGGAAGGAAAUUAAAGAAGAUCGAAUGCUUCUAGCUCGUAUUAAGAAGCAACAUACGAUAUGGGAUGAACUCUGUUCGGAAGAGAUCGACACGGCCAAGCUAGAGGAGCUAUUCGAAAACAAAGCCAAAGACCUUAUGAAACAGAAACAAGAAGGUAAAAGGAAUGAGAUUACAGUAUUAGAUGCGAAACGAUCGAAUGCCAUCAACAUCGGCAUGACAAAGUUACCAAAUCCUCGGACGAUCCGGGCGGCGAUCCUAAAAAUGGACUCCACAGUCAUGAACCGGGAAGGCAUCGAGAAAAUCCUUACGACGAUGAUACCGUCGGCUGAGGAGAUGAACAAAAUCGUCGAGGCUCAAAUGGCCAACCCAGAGGUGCCGCUUGGCAAUGCCGAAAACUUCCUACUGACGCUGUCGUCCAUUACCGAGCUCGAGCCACGCCUCAGAUUAUGGGCUUUCGUGCUGGACUACAACAUAUUAGAAAAAGAGGUAGCGGAACCACUUAUGGAUUUAAAACAAGCGAUAGCCGAAAUCGAAAGUAACAAAACAUUUAGAAUUAUUCUCUCGACGGUUCUUGCAAUUGGAAACUUCCUCAAUGGGUCGCCAGUGAAAGGCUUUCAGCUGGACUACCUUGCCAAGAUUCCAGAAGUUAAGGACACGAUAUACAAGCAUAGUCUUCUAUUUCACGUAGUGGAAUUCGUGUCAGCACGACAUCCUAACUCAAGUGAUCUCUACUCCGAGAUGGCAGCAGUAACGCGCACCUCAAAAGUGGACUUCGAGGAAACGGCGAAAACGCUGAAUAAGUUAGAAACAGAUUGCAAGGCCUCGUGGGAACAUUUGAAAGCUGUAGCGAAGCAUGAUGGUCAACAGAGUCUUGAUAUGAUUGCCUCGUUUCUCUCCGACAGCGCUGAGCGUAUCACAGUCCUUGGCGUCAUCUAUAAAAGGGUUAUUAACAGGUUUCACAAACUGAUGGUAUUUUUUGGUCAUCCGCUCUAUACGAUUAAGGAUGCUAAACCGCACGCCAUCUGCAAGAUCGUCUCAGAAUUCGCACUUGAGUAUCGUACAACUCGCGAAAAGAUUCGUGAACAGAAUGAGAAAAAACGCAGAGAGGCUGAACGGGCAAACAGAAUCAGCAGACGAAGUGUUGAUUCGCGCGGAGCAACUCCUGAACGUGCAAGCACGCUACCGCGAGGGGUAAGAGGCGGCUCGGUGAAAUCAGAGCGCGAACUCACCCGACUUUUGUCUAAUGGUUACUCGUCAGAUGCCUCUGAUGGUGACUACCGCAAUUGGGGAUCUCUUGGCAGACGAAGUCGAGCUGGAUCUGUCAAUCAAAUGUCUAGGCACAAUUCCAUCAAGGAAGGGGAGUACAUGUCGGGCGCGGAUGGUGACGAGCUUAUCGAGACUUUAAUACGAACUGCGUCACAGGCCCCGUCGCAGCGCAGUCUCGAAAAACAGAGAAGGGUAGGAGCUGGCGAGAGACGAUCACUUCGACGAGCCCUUCAGGGAGGUGAUCUCUGUCGUGAAGAGCGAAGGAAUUGCCCCUACAUGUCUUCUUAGACUAGAGUAGCUAAAUUUAUAUGAAGCAUAGGAGAUUAUUUAUUAAAGAAACGGUGAUGUUGUUAUAGCUAACGGCCAUAGCAGUUAGGCGAUCGUUACUGCAGAUUAUCCUGCCGAUGAGUCCCCGACCCAAUGAGUAGAUUUGUUGUCAAGAUAGUGUCGUUGAUAGUGUACAAUGAAUCCUUAUAGUUGCAACAUAUAUGAAGACGACGUUUAAUGUUAUAUAUGCCGACUUUCUAUGCCAGAUUCAGUAGAAUCCGAUUCUGUUGACUCAAGAGAUCUGGUGUCCGAUGAUUCGAAAUCUCGGACCUUUCGUUUCGAUGAGGUGGUUGUGGUUGUUUAAUUAAUCUUACUCUUUGUACAUUGUCUAGAUCCAACUGGUGUCUGACAACAAAUUGGAAUUGCGUACGAACUGUUGCGUAUGGCUAUUACUGUCAUAGAUUUUUAUUAAUAUUAUCGUUUUCACUUGCGACAAUAAGCCAACUACACAUGCAGAAUUUAUAAAUUAAUGGGUUAUAAUAAAAGAAAGAAGUAAUUCAAAAAUG